CGGGUAUCCUUUUUCCAUUUUUUUCCCCUACUUAAUCUUGUGUGUGUUUUCAAAUUUUUUAAAAAUAGAGAUCUGUGGCAGUGCUGGGGAUCAGAUUAGUGAAUAAUUAAAUUGCCAGAGUGUAUACUCCAUGUUGCAAAUGAAGGGUCCCCCAAAGAUGAAAACUUUGACUAAGAGGAACUGCUGUUUUGCAAGCGUUACCUGAAAACCUGUAACCAAGGCCAGCUGGAACUAAAAAUCAACCACCAUCAAGCGUAUGAAACCGAUCUGAGGUCACUGUACUUAUAAUCGUGUACACAUAGCUUUGUGAAGAGCAAAGAACAAAAGCAAGUAAACAAAAAAGCCAAAGAUGGCGUCUGACGGCCUUGAAAAAGCCUCGCACUCUUGUCCCUCCCUGAGAAGGCCCCUCCCCUCCCUGUCUCGUUGAGUGACCGGUAAUGUUUGCCAAUAGCAACCCUGCUUAUGCUCACACACACGCCCAUCGCCCAACCACCAAUCAUUGAGAGCCAGAAGGCAAGCGGGGCGGUGCUUUUCUGCGUGCGCGCGCUGUGGCUGAGUACACGAGCCGGAGCAACUGACUCAGCCACCACCCGGGUCUUGUUGAGUCAGCGGGCGUGGGGCUUCGAGGCACCUGUGGUGGAACACCCGUGGGGCUGCUAGAGUGGGACCCCGCGGCGAGCGUCCGCCCCUGCCCAGGACCUCAGCUUUCCUAGCCACAUAAUUACCCACGUUGACCCAGCAAGAUCCCCUACCGCGCCUCGACCUCUGGGCUCUCCACCGCCCGCCGGGGACUGUCCCCUGGUCCGGCGCACAGUGGCGGGGCUCCCGGUCCCUGCGCCUGACGACUGCUCGGCGUCGCUGCGCUCUCUGCCUGUAGCCAAAUCACACUGCCUGUCGGGAAUGGUUCUGUUGUCCCUGGCGCCCACCUUGUCAUCUUUGACUAAUAUUUAAUCGACUAACAUUUACCGAGGACUUGCUGGGCGCGUGAUAGGGUUCUAGGAGCUAACUUUCCAUUUUUCAGUUUCUCCAGAAAAGCAUUUCAGGUUUAGCUAUGCCUUCCAGUGACUCUAAUGACAGGAAAGCUGUAAAUGGAUUUGAGUUAAGUUCUUGCAAGAAAUUCUGGCAGGGCCUUCUGAGUGCCCUCUGUUUCUUAGGAUGCAGUGGUGGGGGACUCCGUGCGUGGGUUCAGGAAGGAUGCCUUCCACCCUCUGAAGCUGCCCUCCUCAGAAGUCCCCUGCUAGUAGGGAACGAGUGUGACACCCAGUGUGCUGUGCUAGGGGAGCACAGGAUCUGCCAGUAGAAGGGGGCAUCUCUCCCCACAGCCAUGGGCUGUGUGCCCCUUCACGGCUGGCCCAGUCCUCCCUCACAUAACCUAUGGCCCGGAGCUGCAGCUCCUCUGACCAUCCGCCAUGGGAAAGCAAAGUGAAUCUGAAGAGGCCAGUGCUUCAGCCUCUGGAAGUCCACUGACCUGAGGCCCUUUUGGAGCCGUCCAGGGUGUGAGCAUAGUUGUCAUUGAGCUCAUCAGCCAUGUCCUUCAGUGCCACCAUUCUCUUCUCCCCUCCCAGUGGCAGUGAGGCCAGAUGCUGCUGCUGUGCCUGUAAAAGUGAGCCGAGCGGGGCCAGCGCAGGCUCUCAGGGCAGGAACCCUCCUCCUGGCACCCCCAUCACAGUGACUGGACAUGGCCUGGCUGUUCAGAGUUCUGAGCAGCUCCUACAUAUUAUCUACCAGCGCGUGGAUAAGGCAGUGGGGCUGGCUGAGGCUGCUCUGGGUCUUGCCCGGGCCAACAAUGAGCUGUUAAAGCGGCUCCAGGAGGAAGUGGGUGAACUAAGGCAAGGGAAAGUGUGUAACCCUGAUGAAGAUGGGGAGAGCCGGGCCCACAGUCCCCCAGCUGAGGAGCCUGGGCCCCUCAAGGAGAGUCCCGGAGAAGCCUGCAAGACUCUGUCUGCUGUGGAGGAGGAGUGUGACAGCGUGGGCAGCAGCGUGCAGGUGGUGAUCGAGGAGCUGCUGGGGGCAGCCUCAGCCGUGGGGCCUGGGCCUCUGGGCUUCCCGACCCCUCAGAGAGACCUGAGGCUCCCAGGAUGCACCCUGGCCCCCAGCGAGGGUCCCCCGCUGCUGCAUCCUCUGGUGGAUGAUUAUGUGGCCUGUGAGGGUGCAGUACAGCGAGUGCUUGUUCCUGCUUAUGCCAAACAGCUUUCUCCAGCCACACAACUGGCUAUCCAGCGGGCGUCCUCAGAGACAGGACCAGAGAAUGGAGCCAAGCUGCCACCACCUCGUCCUGAGGACAUGCUCAGUGCUGCUGCUGCGUUGGACAGUGCCUUGGAAGAGUCUGGCCCUGGGAGCACCGGGGACCUGAGACACUCCCUUGGGCUCACUGCUUCCCCGUGCAGGACUCGAGUGAGCGGGCAGAAGAACUCCAGGCGCAAGCGGGAUCUGGUUCUCUCUAAAUUGGUCCACAAUGUGCAUAACCACAUCACCAAUGAGAAGAGAUUCAAUGGGUCUGAAAGCAUCAAGUCCUCUUGGAAUAUUUCAGUUGUGAAGUUCCUUCUGGAAAAGCUCAAGCAGGAGCUGGUGACCAGUCCCCACAAUUACACUGACAAGGAGCUGAAAGGAGCCUGUGUGGCUUACUUCCUCACCAAGAGGCGUGAAUACCGAAACUCUCUGAACCCCUUUAAAGGUCUGAAAGAAAAAGAAGAAAAGAAACUUCGAAGUCGCAGGUACCGGCUUUUUGCCAACCGAUCCAGUAUCAUGAGGCAUUUUGGACCUGAGGAUCAAUGCCUAUGGAAAGAUGUGACCGAAGAGCUGAUGUCAGAUGAAGAGGACAGUCUGAAUGAGCCGGGGGUCUGGGUAGCCCGGCCUCCCCGUUUCCGGGCACAGCGCCUCACAGAGCUCUGCUACCACCUGGAUGCUAACUCAAAACAUGGCACCAAAGCCAACCGUGUGUAUGGGCCUCCCUCAGACAGACUGCCUUCUGCUGAGGUCCAGCUCCUUCCACCAGAACUUUACAAUCCUAAUUUCCAAGAAGAAGAGGAAGAAGAAGAAGAAGACGAAGAAGAAGAAGAAGAAGAGGGAGGCAACGAGAAUGGAUCUGUCUCCCCAUCUUUUGACCAGUCCCACAAAACCUGCUGUCCUGACUUGAACUCAUUCAUUGAAAUCAAGGUGGAAAAGGAUGAGUGAAGUCUGUCAGCAAGAAUAACUGGUUUCUGCCACUUCUGUGUCCCAGAAAUGGGCAGCCAGCCACAGGGCUUCUCAAAAUAAGAUGCCCUCUGCAGUCUGAGAAAGCAGAUUUGCCUCUGUUCUUAACACAGUCUCUGGUGGGCUAAAAGAACUUCUUUGGAAGGAGGGAAACUCCCCACUGGAAAUGGCAAGCCAGAAAAUGCUUAUUCCGAAGUAUAAACGGUGCCUCGGAGGAGCCUGGGAUGAGAAAAGGAAGAUGGGACUAAGAAGCGUGAGGCCUUCCUGGCACAUGCCCGGGUCUCUGAGUUGGACCCCUGUUCUCCCACCCCUUUCACCCAAAGCUCUGGGGAAGCAGCCUUGGUUGCAGCUUUUGCUUCACUGGACUUGCGGGUCUUGGGCUGCAGUGGAAGAACAGGACUAGCCCUGCAUCAUACUGCCACCUGGUGGGCAGUUUCAUCCACGGACGUGACUCCGGGAUCUAGAUAUAAUAGCUGUUGUUUAUUGAAUGGUAUAAGGGAGAUUUUAUUAUUCUCAUCUUACAGAUGAGGAAAUUAAAGAAUAAAGCAUUCCCAUGUUUCACUGGCA
Molecule: messenger RNA, 3759 nt
Organism: Heterocephalus glaber (naked mole-rat)
Lineage: Eukaryota; Metazoa; Chordata; Mammalia; Rodentia; Bathyergidae
Source: RefSeq, a predicted model, not a curated record